UGUAUAUAUAUUUUGUUUUUUUAGAAAUUUGUUAAAAUGAACAAAUUAAAAAAUUUUCUGGGAAGAGAGACUGAUCCAAUUCAAGCUGAACAUGUUGAUAUCAGUGAAGCAACCACUGCUACACCUGGAUUUCAACAAGAGGAAAUGGUGAGGGAAUUUGCAGAUGAUCCAACUCCUGACUCUGAGGUUAUCGAAAGCAUACAGGAUGUGUAUUUCAGCGAUAUGAAUUUUGAUGCUAGUCUUCAUGAACUGGAGAAAUUACCAGAAGUCUUAACUGAGGAAUCUUUGGACAAAUACAGAAACAAUUUAAGAAGGCAACUUCAAGCGGUAUCACGACAGUUGUCGCAGAAGAUUCUAGAAAAUCAAAGAGCAUAUGUCCGGGAACUGGAUAGAGUGAUGGAUUUAGAGGCAAAUCUGCAAAAAGCUACUAGCGUUUGCACACAUGGUCGAAUACGUCUCACCCAUGCUAAAACAGAAAUAGCCAUUAAUGGUUUGGAAGUACUGAGUAAGAAUCGCCGAAAAGUGCUUUUGCAGAAGUUAUUAAAGUCGCUUCGGUUUAUCAAAACAUUACAAGAGACAGAUGUUAGACUGAAAGAACUGUUACAGGAAAGUAAUUAUGCCAGUGCAAUCCAACUUUGUCUGGAAUGUCAACAAGCUGCAGUGACUUUUCAUCAAUACAACUGUAUCAGUGAACUGAGUUCAAAUUUACAAGAAAUCCUAGACCAAAUUGAGGAACAGUUAGAUGUUGCCCUUUCUAAUGUUUGUAUCAUGUUCAGUGAGAAGGAAUAUAGUAAAAUACAUCGAGCUUAUAAGCUUCUUGGAAAAACACAGAUUGCAAUGGAUCAACUUCAAAUGCAUUUUGUCAACACAAUAAACAAAGUAGCAGUAAAGACACUUUCCCAAAUUCUCCAAAAAGAUAACAGGUUGCCAGAAGAUCUAUCUUUUGCAUCUCUUUGCAAGAGUAUCACCUUAGAAGAAUUUACUCCAUGUCUUAUUUUAUUAUGCCAGAACUUUUGGAAUAUUAUGUAUAGUUAUCACCUCACAAUGAAAUGGCAUGAAGCAAAGGCGAGUUUACCAGACGAGAAUAAGGAACUAGAUGAAAUGAGUGCAGUUUUCGAUACAAAUUACAUAAAAAGCAAAUUGGAUCAGGGCCAAGCAAGGAUAUGGCAGGACAUACAACAGAAAAUCAAAAUUUUCGUAUUAUCAACAAAUUUUGCAUAUUUUAAAUAUGAUGACUUCAUAAAAGUACUGGAUAUUAUCAAUAGAUUGAUUACCAUUGGUGAAGAAUUUAGCCACAGCAAAUCGCACGCAUUGCAAGAACCCAUUCGUGCGCAGACAGUUAAUUACUUUAAAGCAUACCACAAAUCAACUUUAGACGAACUACAAAUGUUUUUGGAAAAUGAAGCAUGGGAACUGUGCCCAGUAAAGAAAAACUUUACUCUUCCAGAUUUACAAGAGUUUUAUUUCAUGAAGUCCCAUCUACUACCAAGAACAGCGAGUAAUCCUGAUGUUUCAAGUGAUACCAAAAAAGGUUAUUUUGAAAAUGGUGACUUUAACCACGCAAAAAGCCCAUUUGAUGCAACAGACGAAGAAGAAGAGACAUUGAAUGUCUCCAAAAGAGAUAGUGUUUACGAUUAUGAGGAUGAGGAUGAUGAAGAUGACGAUGACGACAUACCAGAUGAGCUGAAACAAGAUUUUGUUGAUGAAAACACUGGUGAGGAGUUACCACGUAUGAAUGCAAGAAAACGAAGAAAAAGUGAAAAUAUUUCUGAAAACACUCCAAUUGUGACCAACACGACUUUAAAUGUUUUGCGAUCUUUUGGUAAAUACAUGCAAAUGAUGACCGUGCUUAAGCCAAUUGCUUUCGAUGUUGUAAUUUGCAUGUCACAACUAUUUGAUUACUACUUGUAUUCGGUGUUUAUAUUUUUUACUGGGAAAUCAGACGGUGUUUUAGACUUAAAUUCUGUAUCUGAUGAAAAGUUGAAAAUAUGUCUCGCAAGAAUUAACAAUAAUAUUAUUCUUAAAUCGGACUCUGACGCUGAAGAUAGUCUAAAGGUUCCUGCUCCUAGCUUGUCUCCCAUGGUGAAUUUGACCGAUCCUUCUUGCUUGUAUGGUUUCACCCACAAACUUAUUGGAGUUGAGUCUCUCAUAUUUUUAGCAAAACAGUUAAGAGCAGUGUAUAAGAAUUUGGAUGCAUUGAUACCUGCUAACAAAAGAGCUUUUCUUGGACAAUUUUAUAGCCAGACUGUUGACAUUGCUGUUGAUCUGCGAAAGCCUGUAUUUAGAACAAUUGCAGAGAAAACUAUACAUUAUGAUCAAAUUCUGCACAUGAUGUCAUCAGUAAAAUGGGAUUUAAAAGAAAUCAUGUCACAACAUAGUCCGUAUGUUGAUUCGUUAGUGCAGGAAUACCAAAUAUUACAAAGAAAACUGCAGACGAUUAGUUCAAGUGUACCUGUUCCAAAUGAUUCAAUGUUAGCAUUAUGGGGAAAUGUGAUCAUACUAUCCAAUCGUUUGUUUGUUGAUGGAUAUUCGAAUGUGAAAAAAUGUAGUAAUGAAGGCCGAGCGCUGAUGCUGUUAGACUUUCAACAAUUUCUGAUGAAGAUUGAUAAAAUAACAAAAGUAAAACCAAUACCAGAACGAGAAUAUGUAGAGAAUUACAUCAAAGCUUUUUACUUGAGUGAAGCUCAUCUUGAGGAAUGGUUGAAAGAUCACGAGGAAUACACGUCGAAACAACUAAAGAACUUAGUCACCUGCGGUACGGGUUCACACAUCGGUAAAAAAAUGAGACAAAAACUAACUGGUUUCCUGGAAGAACUGGAAUCCAAAUCCAAAUCUUCUUCGUAGUUAUUUACAAAUCAGGCUGAUUAAUACUUUCACAAAGUGUUCAAUAUAUGUAUAUAAUACUGCUAGUGAAAUAAGAAAUUUUAAAUUAGUUUAUUUUUUGCCGAUAAAUUUUUUUCUAUUUGUGAAUUAGCGUAGAAUGUUUUUUUAUAUAUAAAACUUUCCUUCUUAUUCUUAUUCUUGUAUCGAUCAUUGAAAGUUGAGAGAAUGUACCGCUACACCAACUGUUAAACACUUGAAUUUCUUACAAGUAUUCUUCUACGGUGUAGGUGUUAAUAAAUUUGAAUCAGGAAAUUAAGUACAAGAUCUAAAAAACUUAGGAAAAUUUUAGUUUUAUAAAUUCGUUUUAAAUUUUGUUCUGUGGCAUCCAGCAGAGUUGUCAUUUGUGCUUGAAUCAAUUGUCAGUAUGAUUUUUCCCGUGUUAUCAGUUCUCUUACAGUUUGCAUUUCGGUGUGGAUCUCGUUUGCACGAUUAUAUCAGCACAUAUUUUUAGACCAAGGCUUAGAAAAACUGGAGAAUUUUUUAUUUCAAGAUGCUGUCUGAAGCCGAGGAAUACGCCUUUUUGACUUACUUUUAAACUAAGCUGACUUGAUCCCAGGAACUUCGCCACGUAUUCUUAUUUAAAAAAAAAAAAAUAAAACGUUAGCCCUACAUCACACAUAUUUUCAAACCUGGAAAUAAUAUCAUGAUGUAAUUCUGUCUCCAUCAUUGAUAACAAAAUAUCUUGUAUCGUUGAGUUAGUUUGUUUUUAUAUUUCUUCGUAUCUUUCUUCAAUGUCGAUAAAACCUUUAACACUUUAUUAGACGCAUCCAAUAAAUGCAAUUAUUUCUGUUCAAAAACAUGCAAUUUUUAGAAUUUCUGAAUCAUAAUUUCGAGUGUACAACUUUGUCAAUACGAUAUUAUUUAUUUUUAAUGGUAGAUAGAAAUGUAGAAAAUUUAAGUUUCACGGGUGCAGAUUUUGCCAAGCUGAAAUAUUUUUGUUACGUAUCA
Messenger RNA from Hydractinia symbiolongicarpus, 3831 nucleotides. Its product is annotated as syndetin-like. Gene Ontology annotation, cellular component: EARP complex. Gene Ontology annotation, molecular function: SNARE binding. Lineage: Eukaryota; Metazoa; Cnidaria; Hydrozoa; Anthoathecata; Hydractiniidae. The record is from RefSeq and is a predicted model, not a curated record. Gene Ontology annotation, biological process: endocytic recycling; retrograde transport, endosome to Golgi. The transcript is spliced from 34 exons. Bases 37 to 2844 code for a protein of 935 amino acids.